Molecule: messenger RNA, 406 nt
Organism: Neurospora hispaniola
Lineage: Eukaryota; Fungi; Ascomycota; Sordariomycetes; Sordariales; Sordariaceae
Exons: 1
Coding region: 4-267 (87 amino acids)
Source: RefSeq, a predicted model, not a curated record
AAAAUGUCGCGUGGGUUUUUGUGUGAAUUGGGUAUUUUCUGCAAAGCCCUGUUGCCCACUGUAGCCCUGCACGCUUCUGCACUUUGUCUUUCUUCGCCGCAGUUCCAGUGUCACAGUGUGUAUUUUGCGUGUUUCUUUGGCUUUCUGAGGUUCGAUUUCUUUUCAGCGGGGGCACCUAUGUGGUUGCGCUCUUGCAGUAAGUACCUCUUUUGUGCAGUCCAAGCCUGGUUUGUUCGAGUCGUUAGCGCGGGACUUCACUACACCUGACACUCUACGCAAUUCAACCCUUAUUCCACCUGACCUCAUACAAGAGACUAGUAUCAACUGGAUGCGUUUCGUAUACUUCAAGCCCCCUAUCCAAGUCUCCGUUCUCAACCUGGUUGUCCCGUGCCCGAUUUUACUUUGU